CGCAAACAGUUUUAAAUGAUAGUAUAACGUUGUAUAUAAUUUUAAUGGAGUUUUUUCAUUCAGUAUUCUAAAAUUUAAGCAUGAAUCAUAAACCAGUACACUGUAAUAUAGAUCAUAAUUAGCUAAUGUCCUCAUCUAAACUGCCGAAAAGUUUGGAGGAAGACAUUGAGCUCAUUUCUAAGCUAGAAAAUGUAGAAAUAAAGAAACUAGAGGAUAGCCUUCUAGAAAAUGACUUUCACUUUGACGAUGAAAGCCAUGGAAUUCAGUUCGAGGAUUCGUCCCAGGAACCAUUCCCCCAAGUCCAUAAAUUUCAAGUAAACAUUAGGUUAAAGGAGUCUAUAUACGCAAUAAGUAGAAAGAAAGAUUGUGUAGUAUCAUUGCAGAUAGAACUGACCGAUAACCAAAAGGUUCCAAGUAUACACCUGAAAGGCAUAUUAAACUCGUCAGUAAAACUGCGUAAUAAGUGCCUCUAUUUCAUAAAUAACGUGGCAUUUUCAGGAUCAACAACGUCAAGUUUUAGUAUUUACAAGCUUGUAGUGGAUUUUAAGAGUUUCCUACAGUACGAGUCAAGAAAUGAAGAUAUUGAACAAGUAACAGAAAAUUCUUCAAAUUUUGAUGAAUUUAUAACACUCUCGUUCUCUUCACUUACUGACGCCGAGUCCACCCCAAAUGAUUGUAAUUUUAUCGGUAAACAAGGCGAUAAUUUAGAUGGACAAAGCUAUGAUAGUAGGUAUAAAGAUACUACGAGGUACAACAGCAUAACAAUCUACAAGAAUGACAAGAUAUACAACCAUUUGAUAACGCACUCUCGCUACUUUAGAGAGUUUAAGGAGGAGGCUGUUUUGGGCUCAGGUUCAUUUGGCUGUGUAAUAAAGGUUUUGAGGAAUACAAUAAACUACGCAGUGAAGCAGAUACCAAUUUACCGUAACUACGAGUUUAUACUCCAUGAAGAAGCAGCUGUGUUGGCAAGUCUCCAGCACCCAAAUAUUGUUCGUUACUACGACGCCUGGGUGGAACAAUCACCGGAGUACCUUCUAACUAAAUACAACCGCCAAUCUAAUCUGCAAAAGAACAAUUUAGAGGAUAUUUUCAACGCUGAGUACACUCCUGGCUACAAUGAGUUCCAAUUUAAGGGCAAACUUGAUAGGGUUAUUGAGGAAAUUGACUUUGAUGAUCAGUUCAAUGAAGAUAGUGAACCUGAUAGUGAUAAUGUAGACCUUUCACCAGUGGAUAACAGAAACGUCAUAAAGAUACAUAAUAAGCAUUAUAAGAAGAAUAAGCACAUACCGAAAAAGUGCCUGUUUAUUCUCAUGGAGUACUGCGGGGAAGAGUCUCUGUAUGAAACCAUAAAUAAACAAACAUUGCACGAGAGUCCAGAAAGGGUGAUUGAGCUUUUCAGACAAAUUAUGGAGGCCCUCAGUUAUAUUCAUGAAAAGGGAAUAAUACACAGAGACGUUAAGCCAUCUAACAUCUUUCUAAAGUUUGAAAAUGAUUUUACAAUUAAGCUUGGGGAUUUCGGAUUAACAGCAAAACUGCAACAAUCCAAAGGAAAGAAUACAAUAGUUAAUGAGAAUGGAGUUGUUGGAACACUGCAUUACAUGGCACCAGAACAGUCGGAAUGUGACGCCUAUAACCAGAAAGUAGAUAUUUACUCGGCUGGUGUAGUGCUAUUUGAAAUGCUUUCCAAGCCUUUUCAGACUUUCAUGGAAAGAUGUGAGAUCCUAUCUUCCUUUUCAACACCAAACAAGCAAUGGCCAGAAGGAUUUAGAGAAAGAGUUGACAACAGACUCUUUAAGCUACUCGAGUCGAUGCUAAAUAUAAACCCCAACAAGAGACCCUCAGCAUCUGAGAUUCUUCAAAACGAAAUCUUUACCUCCAACAAGUUGAAUCUCCAGUCACUGUACAAUGUUAUUACGCAGUACCCCCACUCAAUGGAGUCCGUUCAGAUGCUGAACACUAUCUUCUCAAGGAAACAGCAGUAUAAGAAGCUGACAGACUACUAUAAUAUGGUAAUUAGUAACAACGUAAUAAACUACGUAAAUUUGGAACUAGGAUUGAUCUAUGAUAAGGAGUUUAAACUGAGAAAUGCACACAAGGUACACCCACACCUUCUAACACACUUGCCAUAUUCUUCAAAGGGUAAUUUUUUAAACAAUGACCUGGAUAAGGGAGUUGGUUUGGACAGAGAUAAAGCAUUUGAAAAGGAUAAAAACGCAGAAAGGGAUAAGAAUUUGGGAAAGGAUAGGAAUUACUAUAGAGGAAGACUGCUGUUGAAUAAUGGUAGGUGCUGUAACCUGACUUAUUCUCUCCUGUAUUCCUUGUCUGAAUGUAUGACUAAGGAGCUUACUACCAUAAUUAGAAGAUAUGUAUACUCACCAGUGUACUCUACACAUGGAAGUGGAACUGUUGGGUCCAGAAUUGAGGGCUUAAAUAUGAACUACUUUCUGGGCUACGACAUUAUUGUAGACUACAUGAUCAUCCUGAACGAGAAUAACGAAAACGAGAUGAACCUAGAUGCAUUUUUCACAUAUGAACUAGUCUCAGUGUCGUCUAGGCCCCUGAAGAGGUUCAUCAACUGUGCUCUAGUCUUGGAAUGGAACCACUAUGAAUUUUUAACAAGGUUACUCAGUUCCUUAAAAGUACCAGAACAACUCCUGAACCAGGUGGAGAAGCUAAUGCUGUCAGACGCACUAGUUAAAGGAAAGGUUACAGGAGUUCUGGAUGAAUUGAACUCAAUUACCAUUAAUUCUCAGACUUUGUCAUCAGUUUUGCUCAACGUUUAUCCAUUCCUGCACAAAUUUAAGGGGAGAGUGUCUGAACUCAAGAAGGGGCUGGAGGCUGUGCUGAACUGUGAAGUGCCGCAGGAAUUCAGCCAUUACCUUGAAAACCUCCAUUUUUUUGAAAAGUUUCUGGCUGACUUUGAUGGACUGCACUAUUUUAACCCGACUUACACUGAGUUGAGCAGUAACUGCAACAGCUCAAACAUUCCAAAUGAUCAGUUGCGCCAAGGGGGCAGGGAGGGAAUAUUUGAGAAGUUCUACUUUAGAAUAUUCUUGGAAAUUGGGAAGAGGAACUUUGGAGAUUUAAUAUUCGGAGGGUGCUACAACAGGAUAAUUGAAAAUAACACUAACAGGAGAAAUGCCUUCGGAUUCGAGAUGAAUCUCCACCCGAUUUACGACUACUUUACUCAAAAUAUGGUGAACAAGAACCUGUACAAUAACCUUCACUUGAACUACGCCCCUGAAGUGGUGGUCUACACUCCCCAAAUGAGCCUGAUAAUAGUAGCAACAAGCCUUGAGAGCAAGUUCUGGAGCAUGGGAGUCAAGUGCUACAAGAAGGUCGGAGGACAACUUAACAUAAAAAGGAUCACCAGACUCAAGAAAGCAGGCUUAUUUUCACUUCAGAAACUUAAAUAUCUUGUUACCAUCAAGAAGAGUAACGAUAACCACGAAAUUCAGUACUUCAUCUCCGAUAUCAACUUCGAUAACAAAUACACCUUUUGGGGGGAGGAUAAUGUUCUGGAGCAUAUUUUACACGAUAUUAACCCGAACUAAUUUUUUUAACCAGA
Theileria parva strain Muguga is the source of this 3568-nucleotide messenger RNA. It is a transcript of the gene GCN2, whose product is annotated as Protein kinase domain protein. Gene Ontology annotation, biological process: protein phosphorylation. Lineage: Eukaryota; Apicomplexa; Aconoidasida; Piroplasmida; Theileriidae. Gene Ontology annotation, molecular function: ATP binding; protein kinase activity. The transcript is spliced from 3 exons. The record is from RefSeq and is a predicted model, not a curated record. Bases 126 to 3554 code for a protein of 1142 amino acids.